Dunckerocampus dactyliophorus (ringed pipefish) is the source of this 2290-nucleotide messenger RNA. It is a transcript of the gene apool, whose product is annotated as apolipoprotein O-like. Gene Ontology annotation, biological process: cristae formation. The record is from RefSeq and is a predicted model, not a curated record. Gene Ontology annotation, cellular component: MICOS complex. The coding region runs from base 59 to 1321 and encodes 420 amino acids. NCBI's taxonomy places the organism in Eukaryota, Metazoa, Chordata, Actinopteri, Syngnathiformes, Syngnathidae. The transcript has 11 exons.
AGAACGCGAGGCUACAGAGCACAGACCCAGAUGAAGAAGAAGAAGGAGCUGCGCUGGCAUGGCGGCCAAGGUGGCGAUGGUGGCCGUCCCGGCAGUGCUGGGCAUAGCCUCCAUCAGAGUGUACACUGUGAGUGAAGUGGCUACUGAUGAUCUCAUCACUCGAGAGAAGCUGAACAUCUACACCCCAGUUAGAAAAUCUGCUGCACAGUUCCAGUCUGUUCAUGAUCAGCCAGGCCCCGUUGAGAGUGGCGUAACUACAGCAAGGGAAGGCCUAUUACCCUUUGUCCAUGCUGUGAAGGGGGCCUGUGUUUCUGUGAAAAGAGGAAGUGUAAAUCUUUACCACGCUGGAGAGGAUGUAUACUACUACUUGAAAGAUCCUCCCCCGGGUUUCCUGCCCAGGUUUGGCACCAUCACCAUGGCUGGCCUGCUUGGCAUGCUCUUGGCACGCAAAGGCUCUCGUUUGAAGAGGAUUGCAAUUCCAUUGGGUCUGAUGAGUGCUGGAGCCUCAGUGUGCUACCCCAGCCAGGCAGUGGCUGUCUUUAAGGUGACAGGCAAGAAGAUGUAUGCUGUGGGCCAGUGGAGCCAUGCUGCUGUGUCUUCACUGCUCACCUCCAAGUCCCCAGAACCCGUUCUUGCUCCGCAGCCGCAGGCACCUCCUGUGCAACCUCCAGAGGCUGCAGUGGUUGACGAGCCUCGUCAUGCCUCAGAGCCAGUCUCAGAUGCUGAGGCAGGAUCAGUGGAGUCUGUUCCAGCCUCUGAUAAACUCAUCAUCGCUAUCACAGCAGAAGAGGUGCCAGUCACACUCGCGGAGAUCUUUGCCGAGCAGGUCCCCUCAGAGACAGACUCAGAAAAGACAGAGACCGCUCCUCUGACAAAGGAAUCAGUUGGCCCUGCUCAAAGCGAGGAGACUCAGCUCUCCAAAGAAGCACCAGAGGGCGCCCUUGCUGCGUCUGAGGCUGUCUCCAUUGCAUCAGAGGCCUUUAUUCCUGCAUCUGACGCCAUCCCCACUGAGACUCUGCCUAGCGAGCCCACACUGUCCAGUCCAGACCCUGAAACGGGAGAGUCUGCUCAAGCCAUACCAGAGGUUUCUGCUUCCAUACCUACUUCUGAGACCUCAGAGGAACUACCAGUGCCAGUUGCUGAGUCCAAAGAGGUGCCGACUUCUGUUGCAAAAGAGGAGCUGACACCAGAACACACGCCCGCUGAACAGCCUACAGUAGAACCCAACAAAGGGGGCUGUGGCUAUACAGCAGAUCCUGCACUCUUGGACUUUGGCCAGUCCAACCCAGAGGACGAAGACCUCUACAGCACUCGCAGCUAAAACUUGCUGUCAUGCAUCUGAUCCAGCCUAACACACACACACACACGUCACCACACAGCAAAAAGGGUGUUUUUUUAGAUCCUGACAACACUGUCAUUCCUGCCACUACGGAGCCCCAGAGGGGAAAGGGAGAAAAAAAAAAUUAUGGGUAAAAAAAAGGACAGAUUUUUGCGAGAUCUCGCUGAACUAUUUACCUUAAGAGCAUUGUACUUCCGCUACUUCCGUGUUCAGAGCAGAGGUCUGUGUUGAAACUUCAUAUUAAGAGGAGCACAUUCAUUGAGUUUUUAAUAUGAUUGCUUACUUAUAGGACCAGCAGGCUAACCAAUGUAUUUCCUUUCGAGUACUAGUACUCAAAGAGAUGUUUCCAACAACACUAGCUUGGGUGUUAGCAUUUUACUUUCAAAAGACGAGCCGAAUAACCAUCACAGAAUUGAAACCUUGUUCUUAUACUUACAGUAUCACUUUAUACCGCUACACUUUAUUCAUUCAAUGAUGCCUUUCCACCCAAUUUUCACUAUGUGGAGGCGAGCUGUGACCACAAGUGUGUCCUGCAGCUUCACAUAGUUUUGCGUUACCUCGCAAAAGUUUUGCAAGCUCCCGCAAAAAUCCGGCUUUUGGUUUGUUUUUUAACCCGUCUAUUUUCUUUUCUCCUUGUCCCCUCGGGGGCUUCGUAUGCCACACUAUUUCUAUCUCCUUCACUAAGUAAAAGAUAAGUGAAAAUGUAGUGUUUGUGUGGAAGGAUAGAUGUGUGCAUGUGCCCCACAGAUGGCGGAUUGUAUAAUUGUCCCACACUCUUUGAUAACUGCUGUUGUGUUGCAGUCGUGCACAGUUUGUCAUUUAGCUCACUGUGAUACCUGGGAACAGCUUCUAAUCAUAAAUAUUUGGACAUCAAGUUGUGCAAUUUUGUUCUUGACAAAUAUCUUUUCACUUAUUGAUUCAAGAAGUGAAAUAAAUGUAUAUUUUUCAUGA